UUACGAGAAGAACUCUUAUGUAAGAUGUCAGAACCAGUUAGAGAUUGUGGCCAUAAAGUCACUAUUGUCGGCGCUGGUAUGGUCGGCGUUGCUCUCGCUAAUUCACUUCUCUUUCAGCGAAUCACUUCGCAUAUCGCAAUGGUAGACGUCUUUCCUAAAAAGCUGGAAGGUGAAGGAAUGGACUAUAGCCAUAGUUCUGUGUUCAUAGGAGAUCCAAAGAUCGAGUUUGAUACAGAUUUCUGUGUGACGAGUAAUUCGAAAGUCGUAGCUAUUUGCGCGGGCGUAAGACCAGUGAAGAGCGAAACUCGACUUGACCUGGUGAAAAGAAAUACAGAAAUAUUGAAAACCAUAAUACCACCUCUAGUAAAUUACAGUCCAAACGCGGUGUUUAUCGUCGUCAGCAAUCCAGUGGAUAUUUUGGCAUGGAUUACCUGGAAAUUAAGCGGACUUCCAGUUCAUCAAGUAAUCGGCAGCGGAACUCAUCUGGAUAGCGCAAGAUUUCGCUAUCUGAUUGCUGAUCGAUUAGGAAUAGCCCCAAGUUCGGUCCAAGGGUACAUGAUUGGUGAACACGGGGACAGCAUGGUUCCGCUCUGGUCUGGAGUGAACGUUGCGGGUGUGCAGUUCCGCGAUAUUAUUCCGAAUAUCGGUCUGGAGACGGACGACGAAAGAUGGUUCGAAAUAGCAAAACAUGUAGUAAAGCUAGGUGCCAUGGUACGAUGUCUAAAAGGAUAUUCAAAUACAGCCAUUGGACUUUCUGCAGCUGACAUUAUAAUAGCAAUCUUACGCAAUACGCAGGCUAUUAUACCAGUUUCAACCCUAGUGCAGGGUCACCAUGAUGUAUGCCAUGAUAUGUUCCUGUCCUUACCUUGCGCAAUCGGCGAAAAUGGUAUCACGCAGAUAGUACGAAUGCACAUGACCGAGCAUGAGAAAAAGCUGUUCCAGCUUUCGGCGAACGUCGUAUACAACGUGCAGAAGGACAUCAAAGUCAAGUCUUGAGUAGUGGCGCGCGGAAAGGGAUCGUGCGAACGUGUUGUAAUUUCCUUUAAAAAAAAUGCGAGUAUAAUAAAU
Molecule: messenger RNA, 1068 nt
Organism: Vollenhovia emeryi
Lineage: Eukaryota; Metazoa; Arthropoda; Insecta; Hymenoptera; Formicidae
Product: L-lactate dehydrogenase B chain-like
Exons: 7
Coding region: 25-996 (323 amino acids)
Biological process (GO): carboxylic acid metabolic process
Cellular component (GO): cytoplasm
Molecular function (GO): L-lactate dehydrogenase (NAD+) activity
Source: RefSeq, a predicted model, not a curated record